GUGGUUAAUCGACAUCGAUUUUGUGAUGGCAUCUCCACAAUACGCGAAAACCAAACGUCAACGUCAUUCAAAAUUGUCUUCAAUCUGGUUGAAAUAGUAUUUUGAUAUAAAUAUUUUCAACCACGAAAAUAUUUGGUUUUUAAAUAAUUGUUGGUUAUCAGCCAUGGAAACAUCGGAUGAAAAUCAAAUAAACAAAAUCGUCUUUAGCGAUGAAGUACAAAGUGCAAUAGAACAGGUCUUGCAAAGCACAGAUCCAUUAGAUAGUCCAGACUUCAAUACUAUCGACUACAUCAAUCAACUAUUUCCAACCGAACAAUCUCUGUCUAACAUUGACGAUGUCAUUACGAAAAUGGAAACUGAAGUCACAUCAAUCGAUGAUCACAUCCGUAGUGUUGUACGUAGUCAAAGUAAUACCGGACAGGAUGGUCUGGCUGCAUUGCAAGAGGCACAGAAAGUUAUCGUCCAGCUGUUUAGUCAAAUUGUAGAAAUUAAAACGCGGGCAGAACGCACAGAAGACAUGGUUCGAGAAAUAACAAGGGACAUCAAACAAUUGGACUGUGCGAAGAAGAAUCUCACGUCGGCGAUAACAACAUUGAAUCAUUUGCAUAUGCUGGUGGGUGGUGUUGAAAGUUUAAUAAAAUUGGCAGAAAAGAGACAGUACGGAGAGCUACUGAACCCUUUACAGGCAAUAACUGAAGUCAAUCAACACUUUCAGCAGUACACCGAUAUAUCUCAGAUAAAGGAACUAUCGAACGAAGUUGACCAAAUUCAUCGAAAGUUGGCCUCUCAAAUUACUGAAGAUUUUCAUAGCGCGUUCACCGGAUCGAAUGCUACGAAAAUGUCCUUAUCUCAGUUAAGCGAUGCGUGUCUGGUAGUAUCCGUACUUGAUAGUCGAGUUAAGCAAGAUUUAUUGAAAUGGUUCAUAAAUCUUCAGCUGCAAGAAUACAUGCAACUGUUCCAUGAAAAUCAAGACAUUGCAUGGCUGGACAAAAUAGACAAACGAUACGCUUGGUUGAAACGCCAUUUGCUCGAUUUCGAGGAUAAAUACGGCAAAGUGUUUCCAUUGGACUGGGAGGUGUCCGAACGCAUUACCGUUCAAUUUUGUACCGCAACCCGAGACGAACUGUCCAAAGUGAUGUCGAAACGACGGAAUGAAAUCGAUGUGAAAUUGCUGCUGUUUGCCAUUACGAAAACAUCAACGUUCGAACUGUUGCUGGCGAAGCGAUUCAGUGGAAUUACAUUGAACAGCGAAAAGAGUGCCGAGACGACAACGGAUGGAAACAAUGCUGAAGUACAAUCACCAUUCCUCGAUCUGAUCGGUGUCUGUUUUAAACCGUACUUGGACAUAUACACUGACAGUAUCGACCGCAAUUUGUCGGAAAUUAUUGAACGCUUUGUGCAAGACAGCAAAAUUGCAUUCGAUCCGAUCAUCAACAACUCGACAGUUUUCCCAAGCUGUGCCGAUUUGUUUGUGUUUUACAAGAAGUGUAUAGUGCAGUGCACUCAGUUAAGUAACGGCAAGCCAAUGUACGAUCUAGCGUUGAUUUUUAAGAAAUAUCUGCGAGAGUAUGCUUCGAAAAUCCUAGAAUUCAAAAUACCCAAAGUGACGACCGUGCAUUCAUCACUCGGAACCUCCAUGUCAAUGCUGACCAAGGAUCUACAAAAUCUAUCAACGGCAGCUGGACAAGUCAUUCAUAGUUUAUUGAAAGAGGGAGAAACCCUUCGCUACACGAAAGACGAACUGGUGCGAAUCUGCUGCAUUUUGACCACAGCCGAAUAUUGUUUGGAAACGGCACAGCAACUGGAGGAGAAGCUGAAAGAAAAGGUCGAACCAAUUUAUUCCGAGAAAAUUGAUCUAUCAAAUGAAAAGGACAUUUUCCAUCGAAUCAUAUCGAACUGCAUUCACUUGAUGGUUCAGGAUAUGGAAAGUGGAUGCGAACCGGCGCUGAUUGUCAUGAGCAAGAUCCAAUGGCAACAUAUUAAUAAUGUGGGCGAUCAAAGUCCUUUCGUUAAUUCACUAAUCACACACUUCAAACUGACAAUUCCAAUAAUCCGUGACAAUUUAUCUUCGUCCCGCAAAUAUUUCACCCAAUUUUGUCAUAAAUUCGUUAACUCAUUCAUUCCCAAAUACAUUACCACACUGUACAAAUGCCGACCAACGAACUCUCAGGACGGCACCAACAAUAUAAUGGGCUGUGAACAAUUGCUUUUGGACACUCACAGCAUCAAAACAGUUCUACUAGAUUUGCCAUCGAUCGGUUCAUCCGUGAAUCGAAAAGCGCCAGCAAGUUACACAAAGGUUGUGGUCAAAGGUAUGACCAAAGCCGAAAUGAUCAUCAAAGUGGUCAUGGCGCCAAUAGUACCGGCAACCGGAUUUACCGAACAAUUCCUUAAAUUACUGCCCGACAGUUCGUUCACCGAAUUCCAUAAGAUUCUCGACAUGAAAGGAUUGAGACGAACCGAUCAAACACAAUUGGUAGAACUACUGAAACGCAAUGCGCCCAAAGAGAUGGUCGUCGAAAUGGGACAAUUAUCGUCUCUAGCUUCGUCGAAUAGUCCCGAAGAGAAGGGACACAUUAAGAAAUUGGAAAAAUUGAUUAAGAAACGGUUGCCCAAUUGAGAAGUGUCAAUAAAUUAUUAAAAACUUUAGCCUUAUCCGGUAUCUAAA
This is a messenger RNA of Bradysia coprophila, 2668 nucleotides long. RefSeq names its product vacuolar protein sorting 53 (gene Vps53). Gene Ontology annotation, cellular component: GARP complex. The record is from RefSeq and is a predicted model, not a curated record. NCBI's taxonomy places the organism in Eukaryota, Metazoa, Arthropoda, Insecta, Diptera, Sciaridae. Gene Ontology annotation, biological process: retrograde transport, endosome to Golgi.